Molecule: messenger RNA, 6807 nt
Organism: Macrosteles quadrilineatus (aster leafhopper)
Lineage: Eukaryota; Metazoa; Arthropoda; Insecta; Hemiptera; Cicadellidae
Gene: Cngl
Exons: 21
Coding region: 1-6684 (2227 amino acids)
Biological process (GO): transmembrane transport; monoatomic ion transport
Cellular component (GO): membrane
Molecular function (GO): protein-containing complex binding; monoatomic ion channel activity
Source: RefSeq, a predicted model, not a curated record
AUGGCAGGACUUUCAGCUCCUCAGCCAGAACAUCCGUUGGCACCUCCCGAUAGCGAAUUUGACUUUUUAUUUUCUUAUCCGACAAGACAGAAGCUGAAAAGUGUGAUCUGGUUCCAACAAAGACAGAAGCUGAUAAGUGAUUUCUUGUCCCAUCCAAGACAGAAGCUGAGAAGUGAUUUAUUGUCCCAACCAAGACAGAAGCUGAGAAGUGCUUUCUUGUUCCAACCAAGACAGAAGCUGAGAAGUGCUUUCUUGUUCCAACUAAAACAGAAGCUGAGAAGUGAUUUCUUGUUCCAACCAAGACAGAAGCUGAGAAGUGCUUUCUUGUCCCAACCAAGACAGAAGCUGAGAAGUGCUUUCUUGUCCCAACCAAGACAGAAGCUGAGAAGUGCUUUCUUGUCCCAACCAAGACAGAAGCUGAGAAGUGCUUUCUUGUCCCAACCAAGACAGAAGCUGAGAAGUCCAAGACAGAAGAUGAGAAGUGAUUUCUUGUCCCAACCAAGACAGAAGAUGAGAAGUGCUUUCUUGUUCCAACCAAGACAGAAGCUGAGAAGUGCUUUCUUGUUCCAACCAAGACAGAAGCUGAAGAGUGAUUUCUUGUUCCAACCAAGAGAGAAGCUGAGAAGUGCUUUCUUGUUCCAACCAAGACAGAAGCUGAAGAGUGAUUUCUUGUUCCGAUCAAUACAGAAGCUGAGAAGUACUGGGCUGGGAGGGUCGCAGAUGAUGGUGGACAAGACGGGCGUGGGUCCUGACGGAGACGAUGCUGCUGUUGAGCCCGAAGCUUCAGACCCAGACGAAAACCCUGAUGAUGAACAAGGCAACGGUGAAGAUAGUCCUUGUCCAUCUCUUAAGCAUGAGGACAGCAUCGUCUCCGGAGAGAAGGGGCCGUACAGCAGGAGCAAAAGCAACCAAAGAUGGAUGAAAUUGAGGACGACCGUGCAGCUCUCUGGGGCGAUAUCCUCGACAAUCCAAAAAUCAAAACCUCCCCUAAAACGAGAGGAUUCCUUUCUGAAAAGGUUCUCAACCAGACAAGUGCCGGAAACCCAGGAGACGAUGGACACGGGGGACGACGGCGAAGCCUCUGGUUCCCAAAGUGGAAUCACGGAAGAUCAGCGUCAACGGCGCAAGCGGAGGCGAAGGGCCAAGAGACAUCCGCGCACCGUGGUCAAUCCGGACGAGAAUUUCUACUUCUACUGGCUCAUGUUGGUGGCCAUCUGUGUGCUGUAUAACCUAUGGACUCUGAUAGUUCGUCAGAGCUUCCCCGAACUGCAAGACUCCGCCACGAGGUUCUGGUUCGCUUGUGACAUGUUCACGGACGUGGUGUUCGUGCUAGACGUGGUUGUGCAGUUUCGGACCGGGUACCUGGAGCAGGGACUCAUGGUGUACGACUCCAAGAAACUUGCCGGUCACUACAUCAAGUCCAGAGCCUUCCUGUUGGACCUAAUUGCUCUUCUGCCUCUAGACCUCAUCCAGUUUAAUAUUGGUGUCAACCCCAUCCUCAGGUUUCCCAGGUUCCUCAAGGUAAGUUCAUCAUUUUCAUUUGUUAUGAGCAAAAGCAACCAAAGAUGGAUGAAAUUGAGGACGACCGUGCAGCUCUCUGGGGCGAUAUCCUCGACAAUCCAAAAAUCAAAACCUCCCCUAAAACGAGAGGAUUCCUUUCUGAAAAGGUUCUCAACCAGACAAGUGCCGGAAACCCAGGAGACGAUGGACACGGGGGACGACGGCGAAGCCUCUGGUUCCCAAAGUGGAAUCACGGAAGAUCAGCGUCAACGGCGCAAGCGGAGGCGAAGGGCCAAGAGACAUCCGCGCACCGUGGUCAAUCCGGACGAGAAUUUCUACUUCUACUGGCUCAUGUUGGUGGCCAUCUGUGUGCUGUAUAACCUAUGGACUCUGAUAGUUCGUCAGAGCUUCCCCGAACUGCAAGACUCCGCCACGAGGUUCUGGUUCGCUUGUGACAUGUUCACGGACGUGGUGUUCGUGCUAGACGUGGUUGUGCAGUUUCGGACCGGGUACCUGGAGCAGGGACUCAUGGUGUACGACUCCAAGAAACUUGCCGGUCACUACAUCAAGUCCAGAGCCUUCCUGUUGGACCUAAUUGCUCUUCUGCCUCUAGACCUCAUCCAGUUUAAUAUUGGUGUCAACCCCAUCCUCAGGUUUCCCAGGUUCCUCAAGGUGUACCGAGUCUACGACUAUUACUACAUGGUAGAAUCACGCACAGUCUACCCGAACCUAUGGCGGGUCAUGAACCUUAUUCACAUCCUUCUGAUUCUCGCCCACUGGUUCGGAUGUUUCUACUAUCUUCUCUCCGAGGCCGAGGGGUUCCAAGGAGACUGGGUGUAUCCGUACCGACCUGGGGACUACGCCACCCUCACUCGCAAAUACCUCGGCUCCCUCUACUGGUCAACACUGACGUUGACCACUAUAGGUGACCUUCCAACACCCGAGACCAAUGCUGAUAAGACAUCGACGGAUGGCCUUCAAACGCUGCCUAGAAGGGGUCACAAAUCCAGACUUCUUCAGUUCAACUCGAACAGAGGAUAUGUCUUCACCAUCGUCAGCUAUUUGAUUGGAGUGUUCAUUUUUGCUACUAUUGUCGGCCAAGUGGGGAACGUAAUCACCAACAGGAACGCCAACCGCUUGGAGUUUGAGCGGCUGCUGGAUGGGGCGAAGACCUAUAUGAGACAUCAUAAGGUGCCUGGGGGUAUGAAGAGGAGAGUGCUGCGGUGGUACGACUAUUCUUGGUCAAGGGGACGUAUCCAAGGAGGAGGGGACAUCAACACGGCUCUAGGUCUCCUUCCAGACAAACUCAAGACUGAACUUGCCCUUCACGUUAAUCUAAGUGUUCUAAAAAAGGUAACUAUCUUCCAUGAGUGCCAACCUGAGUUCCUCCACGAUCUUGUUUUAAAAAUGAAAGCGUACAUUUUCACCCCGGGAGAUCUGAUCUGCAGGAAAGGCGAAGUAGCACGAGAAAUGUUCAUUAUUGCAGAUGGCAUCCUGGAAGUAAAAAGUGAAACAGGGCGGGUGCUUACAACCAUGAAAGCAGGCGACUUUUUUGGUGAAAUAGGAAUCCUCAAUCUUGAUGGGCUGAACAGGCGGACGGCUGAUGUGAGAUCUGUAGGAUACUCAGAGCUCUUCAGCCUGUCAAGGGAAGAUGUCCUAGCAGCCAUGAAGGAUUACCCAGAAGCUCAAGAUAUCCUUCAAACUCUUGGACGUAAAAGACUCAUGGAAGCUCGCAGCGUCAACCGGGUCAGCAAAAAUCUUGGUUCAGAGGGAAGCAGGUGUAUGUCUUCACCUGGAUCUUCUGAAAUCUUUGACAACAAAACUGGUAAAAAGAUUGUGGACAAGAUUAGAUCUGAUGUAAAAGGCUUGAAAAAUGUUCUACGUAAAAGCAGAAGAGGACCCAGGUCAAGGGAAGAGUGUAUGGAGCUUCAGCCUUUGACAAUUUCUCAGGACAGAGAGAGACAUAGCAGUAGGGAAGGGAAGGGGAUACUUUGCCGCAUGCCUCGAGUGAUGAGUGACGACACCUCACAAGAAGACGAGCCGUAUCCUGCUCAACAGGACACCAAGAUAGGAGCAGGACUACCACUGCUGCAGAGGCUUAAGUUGCUGAAGGAGAAGCAAGACAAAGAGACAAAACUAGACAAAGAAGUAAAGCAGGAGAGAGAAACUACUGAAAAAAGUAAGCUAACAGCUCCAGAGUAUACGGGCAAGAAAGAAGAAGAACGUGAAGUGAUCGGAGCAGGUCUACCUCUGCUGCAAAGACUGCUUCUUCUGAAACAAAAGGAAGACCGCGAUCAAGAGACUAGUACGAUUCAAACAACAGCCAACGAGACGGCACAAGUACUGGCAUCUACGGUCAGAACACAGCAGCUAAGAUCUCCAUCCUUCAAGUCUCAAAAGAGCAAAGAAAAAAGUAAAGAUGAAGAACCACCACUAAAACCCAUAAUACUCAAUCGAGUGACAGCAACGAAGAAACCUAAGGAAUGUGUGGGCAGUGGAAAGAAUGGGGGGGUUUCGUGGAAAGAUGAUUGUGAGGUAAUACAAAGUGACCCAAAGGAAAGCCAACGCACCGAGAUCAGUCACAGUGUAAGUGCUGUAAGUGAAGAGAAAGUGGUUAAAGUAGAACCAAAAAAAGAACCUGUUAAGCCUAAAGCUCCAUUAAAAUUCCAAACAAUAUUGAAGCAGGCAGGAAUGGGUGUUAAAGCAGAAAAAAAUGACUCUGCUGCCUUGAUUAUAAAACCGAUAACUACCCAAACUGAAUCAAUUAAGUUACCUGAAACUGCACAACUAUCUGACAUUAGUGUACCCCAAGAACAAGCACCAGAUAGUUCAGCUGCGUCUAUUGCUUCCGGUGUAGGACCGAGUAAAACCAAAUCUAGGUCUAUUGACUCUUCGAGUGGGUCUACUUCACACCGUGACCAAAAAGACAGUGAUAAAAUCAAAACCAGUUGUUUAAGAUUAAAGUCAUCAGAGGGGAGUUCUGAUAGUGCCAAAAGUGAAAAAUUAAAUAAUGAUUUAUUAAUAGAAAGAAAAGAUUCAAAUAAAAGUAAUAAAAUUGCUCAAGACAUAAUGAAUGCUCAAAGUAAUAGUAUUAGUAAGGACAAUAAUACCAAUAGUAAUUCCCAACCAUCUAGCAAUAAGGAUAGUAUUUUAAUCGAUAUAGAAACUUCAAGUGACGAUCAAAAGUUAGGAUUAUGCAAAGGAAUGAGUAUUAGAAGAAAACCAUUAUCAUUAAGACUUAAAAAUCAAAAUAAAUUGUAUAAGUCUAUAGAAGAUCUUUCACCAGAAUAUUCUGGAUUACCAUUUGUAAAACAACUAAAAAUCCUAAACGAAAGACAAAAACUUGCCGAUCUAGAGCAAAAAGCGUUUUUACGUAGUUCAAGUUUGGAUUCAGGGCAUGAUCCUGAAAGUAGGGAGUUCAAUGAAAUGUAUGAUUCAAAACAUUUAACAAGAAGUCACUCUGAAGCAAUAGCGAUUGAAGUAGUACUCAGAAAUCAGUAUAUGAGAGCGCAAAGAUUAGCUGGUCAGGACUCCGAGAACUCAAAGGCAUUUUCAAAACAGCCCCUCAGCCCAGAUGGUCAGCUGACUUCACCCGAAAGCAACGAGACAGUUGAAAGACGCCAUCUAAAAAGUAUAUUGAAGAAACUUUCUUCUUCUUCUUUAACAGGUACAAAUGGCAAUAUCAGUUCUGAAAAUCCACCGGUUUUGUCAAACACUCCAGCAGAGAUGAGGAAGCUGAUGAGGGCACAAACAUUUGAGGGAUACGCAGCAAGACACAGCAAAUUGACAAAAAGUGUCACAUUCAACAGGGAUACUCUACAAUCCCCACCUUCAGGACUCGCCUCCCCAACCACUCCAGAACCUAAACUUACUUCUCAGUUCCCCAGGAUUUCUUCUAGUUUAGAAAGUGUUGCCAGUGAGAAGAUAGUUACAAGAACAUCAGUGUCUCUUGAGAAUCAAGCUAGUGGUCAAGAGCCCAAGGCCAGUGAGACAUUAGAGCCUCCGGUCAGUGUGGAAGAUCCUCCGGUUGUGACCGUCCAAUCAUCCAUGAGUGUAACCACAGACACAUUGUCAACAAUGGUGUCGCAAAUGUGUAGCCUUAAGACUACACACUCCACUAAACCUUUCUUGCAACCGGACCUUAGAGAUUUCAAGUCUAUCGAUUGUUCAAAAAAAUCUCAAACCAACUGGAUCGAAAGGCCUCAAGCCAAGCAAAAAAACUUCUUUCGCCCUGGAUCAAUACUGCUACCCACUCAUGCUAGCCAAGAAGAAGAGUUUUUUGGCGGGAUUCUAGGUGGGAUAAAAACUAUCAUUCAAAAUCAUCUGGAGGAGAUACAGAGCAAAUUCCAGACAAGAUUCCAAGAUCUUGAAAUGGAAGUUAAGAAACGUGAUGAUAUCAUCGCACAACUGCAAGAGCGGAUACAAGAACUUGAGAACACAGAAAGAGAAAAUAGUUCGGACAUGGAUGAACCUGUUGAUGCUCCUUUUAUGAGAGGUGAUUCUGUCGACACGGUCCUGUCAUCUCCAAAAAGAAGUCCUUGGCACUGGCGCACAGACAAACAUUCUUGGGAGGAUCAUUCAGAAGAGGAAAAUCAAGAACUACAAGAUCUUCCGAGAUCGAUAACACCACAACCAGUUUGGAAUUCCACAAGCAUUGACAUGGAAUCUGACUCUGGGUCGAGCAGUACGAACGAGAUGGAAGAUGUGUUUGUCGGAGAACAUAACGAUUGGGAGGUGCAGAUGCUUGCGAAGGAGAUGGAGAGAAGAGAAAGUCUUCAGAAGUCCCAGGAGGGUGUGUACGAGUUGUCUGCAAAGGACUUGCAGAGUAAUGUCCGGAGGAGGAGGGCCAUCAGCUUUGACUCUGUGAGCAAAGAGAGGAGAGGCUCGACGAGAAGAACAGGCAGCAGUGAACAGAUGGAAGGAGGAGACAGAAGGAGAAGAGGUAGACUACACUCUGCACAGUCGUUGGACGAAAGAGGAGCCACCGGACUGUCAGCGUUGUACCGCAGGAGUCUGUCCAUCAGUAAUCUGCAGAGCACACUCUCCAACAGUUUCUUCAGAGGCCUCGGAACCUUUGUCCGUGGAAACACCCCUCACUCCUACGACUCCCCGACGGAUGUUGUCCCCACCAUCUCUAGAAGCUGCCCAGCCCCCACCCCUCCCCCACGCCCUCCUGAUAUCUGAGUUGUAAAGGAGAGUUUCAAUGGCUUUGUGUUUUCCAUCUACCUUUAAUCGGGCCUAAGACUACUUUGUGUGUUUUUCAUUCUUGUGCUGUGAAAUAACUACUACAUUUUUUAACUGGUAUUU